CUCGACUUCGCUGGGGUAGUGCUGUGCCUCUGGGCUCUACCCGUCCAGCUGCUUCGACUUCUGCUACCGGUUCAGCGCCCCUCGCGUCCCCGGAGACCAACAACCUCGGUGUAUGCCCCACCCCUGAUCCCACUCGAGAGAUGUCCACCCCGGCUCGGCGGCGCCUCAUGCGGGACUUCAAGAGGUUGCAGGAGGAUCCUCCUGCCGGAGUCAGCGGGGCUCCGUCUGAGAAUAACAUAAUGGUUUGGAACGCGGUCAUUUUUGGGCCGGAGGGAACCCCAUUUGAGGAUGGCACAUUUAAACUGACUAUCGAGUUCACUGAGGAAUAUCCGAAUAAGCCACCUACUGUUAGAUUUGUCUCUAAGAUGUUCCAUCCAAAUGUCUAUGCUGAUGGCAGUAUAUGUCUGGACAUACUGCAGAACCGCUGGAGCCCAACUUAUGAUGUAUCAUCCAUUUUGACAUCCAUACAGUCUCUUUUGGAUGAACCGAAUCCUAAUAGUCCAGCAAACAGCCAGGCUGCCCAGCUGUACCAGGAGAACAAGCGGGAAUACGAAAAGCGUGUUUCUGCAAUUGUAGAACAGAGCUGGCGUGACUGUUGACCUGAGUGGCACGCAAGAAGAGGCUCGUUAUAAGAAAAAUACCUGUUGAUAUAUUUGCCAUCUUCCUGUUCCUUGGUGUCAUUAUAUUUACUUUAUUAAAAAGCAAAAUAGCUGAUGUGCUGUUUCAGUGUUCCCUUGCUAAGGUUUUCCAACCCCUCUAUACUCUCCUGGAACAUCCAAAAACACCCUGUUUUGAAUCAAAUGUGCUGUACCUGGGUUAUGUGCAAAACAAUAAUGACUGAUGCUUAAUUCUGAGUCUGUUGUACCUCAUCUCCAGUUGGGGGCAGUAGGGUGUUUCUGUACUUGACAAUAAGUUUUGAAAAUGGGUUGUCAUAUAAGGAGGUGCUUUAGACAAAGCUAGAUGACAAAGAUCUUACUUGUAACAACAUAAUGACUGCUGUGUUUUAUCCUGGCUGAUCCUUUGCUCGUGUUGGAUUCAAAGGGAUUCCACUUUACUAGGUAUAUGGCCAACAGGAAUCCAUGAAACAGGCCCUUAUAAACAUCCUCUUUGAAAGGACAGUGGAAGCUCAAAAUACUGGGAUCAAAAGAAUAACCAAUCAGAACUACAAGGCAUUUUUCUUCACUGGUAGGAGACUAUGAAAGAACUCAGCCCAAGUACAGUACCAUAGUUGUAGUAACUGAUACAUCCUCUCCUUCCCAGAUAGUUACUGAAUACAUACACACACUCCCAAGCUAAGUUUCAGAAUGGGACAUAUCUUGGAGGGUUUUUUUCCCUUCAAAGAGUUGUGGAAACAGAGGAAUGAAAAAGAAGUACUUUCUAAGCUAGGGGAAGUUGGAGAGCCUUGCAACUUUUUAAAGGAACAGUGCUACCCUGAAUCACCAACUUUAUGACCCCCAUCUAUUUUUCAGACGUUGAAUUCAAGGAAGGGAAGCUCUCUGUGGCAAACUUUUCCCACUCACAACCUGAAUUCACACUGCAUGCUUACGUUUCUUCGCGUUCCGUAGAGUAAAGCCCUCACUGUUUAGCUAUCUUUGUUUGAGUAUUUAUCCUUUUUGCUAAAAUCAGUAACUUUAAGUAGCAGUGUGGGACAAGGCUUGUAAAUGUUCUAUCUGAUGUUCCUUUGUUAUCUUUUCAGCACCUACCACUCUUCUAAAUCGAAGUUUGCACAAGUAACCCAUGUAAAAAAAUGUACAUUUUUCAAAAGUUGUAAAUAAAAAUAACCUUAAAAUUU
This is a messenger RNA of Sorex fumeus (smoky shrew), 1792 nucleotides long. RefSeq names its product ubiquitin conjugating enzyme E2 A (gene UBE2A). Gene Ontology annotation, molecular function: ubiquitin conjugating enzyme activity. Gene Ontology annotation, cellular component: HULC complex. The record is from RefSeq and is a predicted model, not a curated record. Bases 141 to 599 code for a protein of 152 amino acids. NCBI's taxonomy places the organism in Eukaryota, Metazoa, Chordata, Mammalia, Eulipotyphla, Soricidae. Gene Ontology annotation, biological process: proteasome-mediated ubiquitin-dependent protein catabolic process; protein polyubiquitination; DNA repair. The transcript has 6 exons.